This is a messenger RNA of Arachis ipaensis, 3414 nucleotides long. NCBI's taxonomy places the organism in Eukaryota, Viridiplantae, Streptophyta, Magnoliopsida, Fabales, Fabaceae. The record is from RefSeq and is a predicted model, not a curated record.
UGUAUAAUUGUAAUUAUUUGUUCAUGUCACACUGGUGAUUGGUGAGUGCGGUGCCCUGAGAGCACAUUCACAUGCACAUUUACAUUCAUCGUCAUCAUCAUAACAUAAAGUCAUAAGAUAUUAAAAAAAAGAUACACAAACGGUCCACUGCAAAAUACAUAGAACUCUUUCUAGAAGCGAAGAGACGCAGAAACAGCCCUAGCUAGCUCGCUCACACCACACGCCCUCAAAUCUUCUUCUUCUUCUUCCAUCAUUUCCAAUUCAAACUUUCAUUGUUUUCUUUUGAUGUUUGAUGCGUGAUCGCCAUGUACAUGACGGCGUAUUCCUCUUCUUCCUCUAUGCUCCUCAGAGCAACAAGGACUAAGCUCAUCUCUUCCUCUCUUUCUAGAACCUUCCUUUCUUCUCCUCCUCCUCGCCCUACCGCUUCUUAUCGAUCCCUUGCCUUCUCAUCCACCGCCGCCGCCGCCUUCCGUUCUUCCUCAGUCGCCGCCCGCUGGAGCCACUGGAGGUCUCCCCUCAGCCUCCGCUCUCAGAUCAGGGCUGCCGCUCCCGUCCUCGAGCGGUUCCACCGCAAGCUAGCCACCGCGGCUGGUGAAAAUCCUUUCAAGGGAAACCUUACCAGUCUUCCUAAGCCUGGAGGUGGCGAGUUCGGAAAGUACUACAGCCUUCCGUCUCUCAAGGACCCAAGGAUUGAUAGGUUACCAUACUCUAUCAGAAUUCUGCUUGAAUCUGCCCUCCGUAAUUGUGACAAUUUCCAAGUGAGUAAAGAAGAUGUAGAGAAGAUUAUUGACUGGGAAAACACUGCUGUAAAGCAAGUUGAAAUUCCUUUCAAACCUGCUCGAGUCCUUCUGCAGGAUUUUACUGGUGUCCCAGCUGUUGUUGAUCUGGCUUGCAUGCGUGAUGCUAUGAAUAGACUUGGCAGUGAUUCUAACAAGAUCAAUCCUCUGGUUCCUGUUGAUCUUGUCAUCGAUCAUUCAGUUCAGGUUGAUGUAACAAGGUCAGAGAAUGCUGUACAAGCCAAUAUGGAGUUCGAGUUCAAGAGAAACAAGGAGAGAUUUGCUUUUCUUAAAUGGGGCUCAACUGCUUUCCAUAAUAUGCUUGUUGUUCCACCUGGUUCUGGUAUAGUACAUCAAGUCAAUCUCGAAUAUCUUGGGCGAGUUGUUUUCAACAAUGAGGGUCUACUCUAUCCCGACAGUGUGGUUGGGACUGAUUCCCAUACAACUAUGAUAGAUGGACUUGGCGUUGCUGGAUGGGGUGUUGGUGGCAUUGAAGCAGAGGCAGCUAUGCUUGGACAGCCUAUGAGCAUGGUAUUACCUGGAGUGGUUGGGUUCAAGUUAUCUGGAAAAUUGCGCAAUGGUGUUACAGCUACUGAUUUGGUUCUUACCGUGACACAAAUGCUUAGGAAACAUGGUGUUGUUGGAAAAUUCGUUGAAUUUUAUGGUGAUGGUAUGGGUGAGUUAUCAUUGGCUGACAGGGCCACUAUUGCCAACAUGUCUCCUGAAUAUGGAGCAACCAUGGGUUUCUUCCCCGUAGAUCAUGUUACAUUACAAUACCUAAAGUUAACUGGAAGAAGUGACGAGACUGUGGCAAUGAUAGAGGCUUAUCUCAGGGCAAACAAAAUGUUUGUUGACUAUAAUGAGCCUCAACAAGAUAGAGCUUAUUCAUCCUACCUUGAAUUGAACCUUGAUGAUGUUGAACCUUGUAUUUCUGGGCCAAAGAGACCUCAUGAUCGAGUGCCUUUGAAAGAAAUGAAGUCCGAUUGGCGUGCAUGUCUUGAUAACAAAGUGGGCUUUAAGGGAUUUGCAAUACCAAAAGAAGCACAAGGCAAAGUUGCGAAAUUUAAUUUCCAUGGGCAGCCAGCUGAGCUGAAGCAUGGCAGUGUUGUGAUUGCUGCAAUUACAAGCUGUACAAAUACAUCAAACCCAAGUGUUAUGCUUGGGGCUGGUCUUGUAGCCAAAAAGGCCCACGAUCUAGGUUUGCAGGUUAAGCCUUGGGUAAAAACUAGUCUUGCUCCUGGCUCUGGAGUUGUUACAAAAUACCUACAUCAGAGUGGUCUGCAAAAGUAUCUAAAUGAACAGGGUUUCAAUAUUGUUGGAUUUGGCUGUACAACUUGUAUUGGCAAUUCAGGAGAGCUGGAUGAAUCAGUUGCUUCUGCUAUCUCAGAAAAUGACGUUGUAGCUGCUGCUGUAUUGUCUGGGAACCGUAACUUUGAAGGCCGUGUACAUCCUUUGACAAGAGCUAACUACCUUGCCUCCCCUCCUCUAGUUGUUGCUUAUGCCCUUGCUGGCACGGUUGACAUUGACUUUGAAAAGGAGCCAAUAGGGACAGGGAAGGAUGGCAAGAAUGUCUACCUUAGGGAUAUUUGGCCAUCCACUGAAGAAAUUGCACAGGCUGUUCAAUCUAGUGUGUUGCCUGACAUGUUCCGAAGUACAUAUGAAUCUAUUACCAAGGGUAACCCUAUGUGGAACCAACUACAAGUUCCUGUUGACAAGUUGUAUUCGUGGGAUCCCAACUCAACAUAUAUUCACGAACCUCCGUACUUCAAGGGCAUGACCAUGGAUCCUCCUGGAGCUCAUGGUGUUAAAGAUGCCUAUUGCCUACUGAAUUUUGGUGACAGUAUAACUACUGAUCACAUUUCUCCUGCUGGAAGUAUUCACAAAGACAGUCCUGCUGCAAAGUACCUUAUGGAGCGGGGAGUGGAUCGCAAGGACUUCAAUUCUUAUGGAAGUCGUCGUGGCAAUGAUGAGGUGAUGGCAAGGGGAACUUUUGCCAACAUCCGCAUUGUUAACAAGCUCUUAAAUGGUGAAGUUGGCCCAAAGACAGUUCACAUUCCUACAGGAGAGAAGCUUUAUGUGUUUGAUGCAGCAAUGAGAUACAAGAAUGAAGGACAUGACACCAUUGUGCUGGCUGGAGCUGAAUAUGGUAGUGGAAGUUCAAGGGAUUGGGCUGCCAAGGGUCCCAUGCUAUUGGGAGUCAAAGCCGUGAUAGCCAAGAGUUUUGAGAGAAUUCAUCGCAGUAACUUGGUAGGAAUGGGUAUUAUUCCUCUCUGCUUCAAAGCUGGUGAGGAUGCCGAGACUUUGGGGUUGACUGGCCAUGAACGGUACACCAUUGACCUUCCAAAUAAAAUCAGUGACAUAAGGCCUGGUCAAGAUGUAACUGUCACAACCAACACUGGAAAGUCUUUCACCUGCACAGUUCGUUUCGACACCGAGGUGGAACUGGCUUACUUUGACCACGGAGGCAUCCUCCCAUAUGUCAUCAGGAACCUCAUUUCACAGUGAAAAACCGUCUGUUGAUGGGAAAUGUUUAACACUUCUUACCAUUCUAGCAGUAGUUGAUGUGAGAAAUGAGAAUAAGUUUUUCAAUAAAUAGGAAAGAAUCCCUUUUUUGAGGGAGGCAAUUUUACUUUUUGAC